ACCCAAAGUCACCCCCUCCCACCUUCUCACAAACUCCCUAUAAAUACAUUAUUCUCUUCCUUUGGAAUCUCAUAAACUCUCAACACUUCUCAUUAUAAAACUCUCUCUCUCUAAAAACCAAAAAACAACCCAGCUUUCUCUCUCUUAAAAACUCACAACAACAAACAAAAAAAAUGGCAUACACAAGAACUAAAGUAUUCUUCUUACUUUCUCUCUUGGUUGCCACUUCUAUGGCCCAAGCACCCGCACCCACACCCACACCCACACCCACACCCACCGCCACCCCCGUAACACCCACCGCCGCCCCUUCACCCGCACCAACCGCCGCAACACCCGUCGCAUCACCAGUAGCAACACCCGUGUCAGCGCCUACAACAGCCCCUGUUGCGACACCCACAGCUGCACCAACCCCGUCAACGGCACCCGCUACUAGUCCUUCUGCCGAGGCCCCUGGUGCACCCGCCCCCGCGGUCGAAGGGCCGGGUGCUUCUGGUCCAUCAGUAGAGGGACCAGGGGCUGGUGGUCCAUCCGCCGAUACCCCGGCUAGUGACAACACUAAUUCUGCAGGAAGGUCUGUUGUUGCUGGUGCCGUUCUUUUUGGUGGGUUCGUUGCUGCUUUGAUGGUUUAAUUUGAUUUUAGAUGUUUUUUUUGUUUGUAUUUAAUUUUGGGUUUAUGAUUUUAAAUUUAACUACAUUUAUUGAAUUUGGUUGUUGACUGUUGAGGUUUUUGAGGAUUAUUAUUAUUAUUUUGGUGAUGGAUUUCAUGGAUUCUUAGGUGCUUUUGAGUAGAAAUUCUUUUGUAAAGAAUCCCAUGUACAUGGAUUAUAAUUACUAAUAAAAAAGUUGAUUAAUUUUUCUGAA
Molecule: messenger RNA, 861 nt
Organism: Chenopodium quinoa (quinoa)
Lineage: Eukaryota; Viridiplantae; Streptophyta; Magnoliopsida; Caryophyllales; Amaranthaceae
Product: classical arabinogalactan protein 4-like
Exons: 1
Coding region: 174-629 (151 amino acids)
Source: RefSeq, a predicted model, not a curated record